GUGGCCGUGAAGGCAGCAGCAGAAAGUUCUGGCUGUGCAGAUUUUACACAGCUGGAGGCUGCCGGGGAGCCUUUAUGAUCUCAUGCAAAUGUUUCGCUUCACGUAGCGAGCCUGAAGUCCUGUUUUUAACCAAGCGGAGCGGUGAUGAGCGCUUUUUAAAAGUUUACUCAGAAUUUAAAAUGUGUGUUUUUCCUCCCCCGCAUUUAUUGACGCGUCUCAGAGGAUAAAUGUUUGUACUGCAGCGCUUCUUGUUAAUCAUUGAUUCCGAUGAAUCAACAAGACAUCGCAGUUCGUCUCGGGGUGAGUGACUUUUCCUCGUAUUUUUUCCUCCUCCGACGAGCGGCCGCCGCAGCUGCCAGGUAGAGAAGAUGGGGUCGGCGGGUCGCCUGUGCUGGCCGCUGCUCGUAUUGUUUCUGCUGGGGUUUCGUCACUCCGCCGGCUUCUGGAUCGUCAACGUCGUUUUCCCUCCCAGCACCAAACCCAAAGUACCGAGCAACAUCACUUCGCCGCUCAUUAUCGUACCGGGGAACUUGGGCAACCGUCUUGAAGCCAAAAUAAACAAACCAACACUGGUUCACUGGUUCUGCUACAAGAAAACUGAAAACUGGUUUCCUCUGUGGAUCGACCUCAACAUGUUCAUGCCAAUAGGUGUGGACUGCUGGAUAGAUAACAUCAGACUUGUUUACAACAGGACAACACGGCGCUCCGCCAACUCACCAGGGGUGGAGGUACGAGUGCCGGGUUUUGGGGAGACCUACUCCAUAGAGUUUCUUGACUACAACAAACUGGCCGGUUAUUUUUACACUAUGGUGCAACAUUUGGUCAACAUCGGCUACGUUCGGAAUGAGACGGUCCGUGGAGCUCCGUACGACUGGAGAUUAGCGCCAAAUGAGAAUGAAGCCUAUUUUAUAAAGAUGCAGGACAUGGUUGAAGAGAUGUACAACCAGUACCAGAAACCAGUUUACCUCCUGGGACAUAGCAUGGGCUGCCACUACGUCCUCUACUUCCUCAACCACCAGCCGCAGGCCUGGAAGGACAAGUACAUCCGGGGUUUUAUUUCCCUGGGAGCUCCAUGGGGGGGUGCUGUUAAAGUGCUCAGAGUCCUGGCCUCAGGUGAAAAUGACGGCAUCCCGAUGAUUUCCAACAUCAAGAUCCGUGAGGAGCAGAGGAUGAUGACCACUAAUCCCUGGUUGCUGCCAGCAGAAGACGUUUGGCCAGAGGACCAUGUUUUCAUCUCCACUCCAGCCUUUAACUACACCCAUCGGGACUACAAGCGUUUUUUCACAGACAUCAGCUUCGAGGAUGGCUGGCAUAUGUGGAAGGACACCAAGAACCUCACCAGUGCUCUCCACCCGCCCGGCGUAGAGGUGUGGUGCAUGUACGGCGUCGGGCUUCCGACGCCUGUAACCCACAUUUAUGAUGAGGAGUUCCCAGACGGUGACCCGGUGGACUUUGUUUACGCAGACGGAGAUGACACGGUGGACAGUUUAAGCAUGGGGCUGUGCAAGCGCUGGGUGGGGCAGCAGGAGAAGCCCGUCCACGUGACGGAGUACAGGGGUCUGGCCCACCUGGACAUGGUGUUCCACGAAAAGGUGCUCAAUCAGAUGCAGCAAAUCCUGGAGGGUAAAUCCGAUGUGCCCAAAGAGGUUGACAUCCGGUUGGAUGUUAAAUAACAGACAUCACAGUGCUGUGAUUGAUAUGAAGUGCUGGAUUCCUCUGUUUAAAUGUAAAAACAAGCAUAUGUUAGGUCACUAUGUUCAGCUGUAAAUCCUUCUGGACUGGAGGAGUCUGACUCUGUCCCCCUCAUUUAAACUGCUGUUUUUUUUCAUGUCUCUACAGUGUGAACCUUUUUAGAUUCUGCAUCAAAUCAGUGUUAUUUUUAAAGCAUAUAUUCAAGCAACUCGGAAGUGACAGCUAUUUUUAGUAUGUAUGUUUUCUUAAGGGUUUAUAUUUUUGUAGAAUUCAGAGAUAACGUUCACUAAAUUUGGUAGUUCAGUUUAAAGUUUAGACAACUUCAGAGUAUUUUGUUUUUUUGUUCCUCUGACCCUUUGAAGCUUUAAAAGAGAACAUUUGACACCUAAAAUUCACUUUUGACUUUGCAUAAGAUGUUGUUUUUAGAUUUUGACAAGAACAAAGGUUUCACAUGUACCAAACUGAGUCCAAUGAUUAUCCAAUGUAGUCCAGGUUUAAAGGCACCUAUCACAGGUUAGAAAAUGUGAUAGAAAUGUAGAUUUUCUGUACAGUAGCUUUUAAUGGACUUGACUUGAUCACUACAGUGCACUUGACAAAUAUUGGCAUCCCUUGUGAAGAUUUUUAUGUUUAUUUAUGUAGCGCCAAUUCAAAACAUUCACAAGGCACUUUUGCAUCACAAGGCACAAAGUCAAUUCAAUCGAAUCAGACAGAUUCAAUGUCCAGCACAUACUUUACUAUUGAUCCCAGUUAUCAAACAGUGCAGUCAAAUUCAUUUUCUUUUUUAAAGGGGUUAAAAAGUUUUCUAUCUAAGGAAACUCAGCAGAGUGCAUCGAGUCAGUGACUCGCAGCAUUCACGCCUCCUGGACGAGCAUGUAGCAACCGUGGAGUUCAAAAACCUUAAAACGCAUUUAUUUUAUGGAAACUUGGAGACAAGUUAUCACUCCUUGCUGCAGUCCUUUAAUGGUGAGUUUUGGAGAGUUUCUUUUAACUUGACUUACCAGGAUACAAACUGUGAGUUAUGGUAAGAAAGACAGUUCUUUGUCAAGCCUUGUUUGUCACAGUUCCAGUUGUUUUGAACUUUUUAAAUCAUGAGUCUGACCACAGAUAUGGGCAGUAUCAACUGAGUAACUAUUCUAUCAAUUUUCUGACUCUUUUUUAGAUGAACACACCUAACUAAAAUAUCAUGUUCUCUUGUCUUACCCAUUUUAAAAAGUGGCCCUAAGGAAUUGGCCCCAACAACUUAGAAAAAAUUAAAGCAUAAUUAGGAGAAAAUAAUAUGAUGCAUGAAGUUUAUAGAAAUUGUUUGGAAUUCAUUUUUGUUAAAAGCAUUUAUUUCUUAAUGUGGAUGUAUUUUUCACUACCAGACCGUAAAUGUUUUAAACUUAUGAUCCUGCAGUGAAAGAUUAAUAUAAAGCUAAUUUAAAGCAUUUUAUGGGUGCCAUUCCAUGUGGAGGCAAAUGUUCCCUCAAAGAUAAUAACAAUUAAACCACCAGCAGGAGUGUUCUAAUUUGCAUGUUAUUUGCUCUAUAUGCAGAUAAAAAAUUGGUACUUAGAUGAUUGAUUUGCAAGGAGCAGACAUGUCUAGAAUAGCCACCAGAGGGCAUAAGUGGUUGCGUCAGGAAUGCAGAAAAGCGUUGCAAGCAGUUGCUGGCGUGUCUGACAGCCAGACUAAAGACAGAGAGGACUACUUAAAGAUGCUUUUCACAGAGUUAGAUUAGGGUGGUACAAACUGGGGUAUGUUCUUUAAAACAUGGCGCAGGAUUACCAACUCUGGAAGACCCAGCACUUCAGAGAACAUCUCCUACCCUGGCAACUACCCUCUAUUUCCCUAUCUCCUCUACUGCAUAUCUUUUGUCGCUCUUCCCUCUAUACCUGCACUCUAUUUCUACAUCAUCACCUCUGACAGAGCCUGAGUAGUGGUCUUCCUUGUUGUUAACUUUGAUAUUAACUGCAUUGUUAUAUCAUCAUUUGUCAAUUGCUUAGGAUAAAAAUGCCUGCCAAUGCAUAAACAUAAACAAUGUUUGUCGCUCACCUCAUGAUCCCAUGGGUUGCAACAUGGAGGCAUUGGGACAUUUGUUCGUGACACAUGUUGGAUGUUUACACUAUAUUAUCACCUAGAUGGUUACAAAACCCCACACUUUUAAACUCAAAAUGUAAGAGUAGACUGUAGUCAUUAAUAAAUGGCCUGCACUUGUAUAGUGCUUUAUGAA
Messenger RNA from Girardinichthys multiradiatus, 3902 nucleotides. RefSeq names its product lecithin-cholesterol acyltransferase (gene lcat). The coding region runs from base 369 to 1673 and encodes 434 amino acids. Gene Ontology annotation, biological process: lipid metabolic process. Gene Ontology annotation, molecular function: phosphatidylcholine-sterol O-acyltransferase activity. NCBI's taxonomy places the organism in Eukaryota, Metazoa, Chordata, Actinopteri, Cyprinodontiformes, Goodeidae. The transcript is spliced from 8 exons. The record is from RefSeq and is a predicted model, not a curated record.